Molecule: messenger RNA, 1922 nt
Organism: Anopheles coustani
Lineage: Eukaryota; Metazoa; Arthropoda; Insecta; Diptera; Culicidae
Gene: Pex14
Product: peroxisomal membrane protein PEX14
Exons: 4
Coding region: 291-1175 (294 amino acids)
Biological process (GO): protein import into peroxisome matrix, docking
Cellular component (GO): peroxisomal membrane; peroxisomal importomer complex
Molecular function (GO): signaling receptor binding
Source: RefSeq, a predicted model, not a curated record
CGAAUAAAAACAAAUAUCCUUGCUUUUGCUUUUAAUUUGUGACAUUUUCUGAUCAAAGUAGAAAAUAUAUCCUAAAAGAGUUCUCCUAGUCAACAAGAGGGUUUACACUGGAAUUAUUGCUCAGCAUUGCAACAUUUUGGAUGCAUUUAGUGCGUGAAACAGCUGAUUUCCACUAGCGAGUGUACUGCUGAUAAGCGCUACCCAACAGUACCCCCUGCUGGUACACUUCCUUUAUCAGUGGGUUUAGUGUUUUCACCUCCGACAAGAUUAAUCUCUCCGUGCAAAUCAAUAUGAGCGAUGGAGCCAACGAAGGUGCAGAUGGUGGACCACCGGCCCAACCAGUACUAUCCGCAGUGGCCAGCGUUACAACGAUGGACACCAGUGAACCGGCCACAGUACCUCCGCCACUACCACCAAGAGAGCAUUUGAUUGUUACCGCCAUCAAGUUCCUCAACAACCCGAACGUAGUUCGUAGUGCCAUAAACAAGAAGCAAGCAUUUCUUCGGUCGAAGGGUCUAACGGAGGAUGAAAUUCAAAUCGCAUGCGAACGGGCCGGAGUGUUCACGGCGGACCCUGCCGCGCUGCCGACACAGACCGUCAUCAGUAUGGGCGUGGAGUCCAGUGGGGCCAGCUUUCCAAAGUCCAGCUACCAAGUACAGCCCCGACAAAAUUUCCUCACCCGCAUGAAGGACAUGCUAAGUUCGGUUGCCAUGCUUAGUGGACUGAUGUACGGGGUCUAUAUGUUCUACAAGAAAUUUAUAGAACCCCUGCUGUUCCGAACCAAGAAGAAGAAAAGCGUUACCGAGCAACUGACCGAGCUAAAUCAGUCGGUAAACACGAAAAUAGACACGCUGAACGGCGAGCUGACGAAGAUUAAGGAGGAACUGAACCGGGUGAAUCAAUUGCACGCGAACAUGAAGGAACUGAAUAAUUUCAAGGGCGAUUUAGACUCCAUCAAGGGUCUAUUACUGAACAGGAAACAAUUUGCGGCACCAAAUCUUCCGAUCGUUCCACCGUCGAUUCCUGCCUGGCAACUGCGUUCCCAGCAGCACCAGCCGCCAAGCAGUGAGGGCGAGCACGAUAAGAACGACGACAACGAUACCGGUUCCGGAUCGGGCUCGAGCGAAAACGAUGUGGUGCUGAAGAACAGUGAUAGCAGCCUGGAGAUUAUGUAAUAAGAGUUAUCGUAGUUCUAGUUUUAGUUGCUUUCGAACACUACCCGCUGGUCUGUUUUUUUCCCCCGGUUGGCAAUCGGAUUAAUUUCCCCGCCUUGUUUUAGACUCCAGGAUGCCGCUCUAUAAUAACACCACACCAUAUCUCUCUAUCUUUUUCCCCGGUACUUUGCAGAUCGUAAUCCUCUAAAGUUUACCGGGACAAGACAGCAAGAUCGAACUGCGCGCGAAUGGACGACUAUCUUCAUUUUCAAAGAUAUAAACAAGCAUACGACGACGGGUACGAAGCGUAACACGGAAGCGAUUGAUGUGGAAGCGUUAAGAACAGUUUCAUUGCAAUAUAAAUUACCAACCAAACAAUAGACUUUGUGGUUAGGCGUGGGGAGGAUUAAACGCGAGGGAUUGACCAACAGUACCAACUGAUGACUCCAAAAUGCAAUUACAUUAAGGCAACUAUUGUUUUUAAUCACUUCCACAAUAGUAACAGGAUAACCCAUCAUCGCGUAUUAUAGUGUUCGUUUGAUUUAGUUUUCCGCUUGAACAAGCUUUAUCGCCAACAUGGGACAUGGGAAAAGCUAGAUGUGUAUAAGUUCGUUUUAAAUAGACUUACGAUAUUCGGUAUUCGGAGAUACGGAAUAACAGUUCGGCAGAUAGCGAAAUGGGCGAAAAGAGUGUUGUUUUUUUGUGAAGAAAUACGGUGGUUGGUUAGAAAUUAGAGCGAGAAUCGAAGAAGGAUGGUAAAGAUAAUGA